UGCAGGAGCUUCUGGAGCAUCAUCCCUUUUAUUUUACAUCAGUUGACAAACAUCUAUACUUAUCGUAACCGUAACCCGAAUUUUGUGCGGUCGAGCUUUUCUGUUAAAUCAAGCAGAUGAAUAUGCAACGAUGAAUAACCACGAUAGUCGGGAGGUUUUGCAGACUAUUACAUCUUGUAACAGUAAUGGCGUACAAAGGAGAAGAGAAAGAAAUGAUAUGGGUAAUUUAAGCAGAGAGGAAAGAAGACGUCGACGACGUGCCACCCAAAAGUACAGAACGGCGCAUGCAACGAGGGAAAGGAUUCGAGUCGAAGCCUUUAAUGUCGCCUUUGCGGAACUGAGGAAGCUUUUGCCGACACUUCCACCGGAUAAAAAACUGUCUAAAAUUGAAAUUUUACGCUUAGCUAUAUGUUAUAUUGCUUAUUUAAAUCAUGUUCUGGAUACAUAAGUGCUGGUCUGUUAUAAAACAUUGUUAUAGUUAAGUAGCGAUUUAAGAUUAAUUUGUGAUAUUUUGUAGUAUCGACUAAUUUAUAA
This is a messenger RNA of Photinus pyralis (common eastern firefly), 534 nucleotides long. It is a transcript of the gene HLH4C, whose product is annotated as helix-loop-helix protein 1. The transcript has 3 exons. Gene Ontology annotation, molecular function: RNA polymerase II cis-regulatory region sequence-specific DNA binding; protein dimerization activity; DNA-binding transcription factor activity, RNA polymerase II-specific. Gene Ontology annotation, biological process: regulation of transcription by RNA polymerase II. Lineage: Eukaryota; Metazoa; Arthropoda; Insecta; Coleoptera; Lampyridae. Bases 131 to 448 code for a protein of 105 amino acids. The record is from RefSeq and is a predicted model, not a curated record.